AUUUCGGGUACGCUACAGAUACGAUAUGUGGAGAAGGGUUCGGAGAGCGCUCCAGUGGCUGCGCUAAAGUAUGGAUCGACCCGCGAUGAUGCUAGUGACAAUCUUAGGGUCUUUGUUUUUCUGGAGAAGAAGCGGGGUGGAGCGUUUGUUUGUGGUAUGGAUGAAGAGACACUGGGUAUACGAAAGCGAACGCGACCUGUAUAAUUUAAGUACCUACUGUUCGAUUAUACUUGUUAUACUCGAUCUUCAGACACCACGUCAGAACCCAUACGGAGGGGGUCUAGGAAAAGAUGCUUGCGCACGCUGAUAUCAUCCUGUGUAAUGAAACCGUGAAGAGGUGCACGAUCGUGGUGUUAUUCCGGUCGGUUGUAAUGUGUCUGCAGUAACCUUCAUGCUUGUGAGGCAACAAGCUACAGACGACGGUAGUAACAUGUCAAGCCAAGGCGAUUGAUAUAAGCCACACGUGUCACUAUCAUCAAUCGGGGAACUUCAUCGUGCGAUAAACAAUUUGACCUUGGUGUUGUGUUGUA
Boeremia exigua is the source of this 530-nucleotide messenger RNA. RefSeq lists its product as uncharacterized. The record is from RefSeq and is a predicted model, not a curated record. The transcript has a single exon. Bases 71 to 307 code for a protein of 78 amino acids. NCBI's taxonomy places the organism in Eukaryota, Fungi, Ascomycota, Dothideomycetes, Pleosporales, Didymellaceae.